AUGGCCGCAGGCUUCGUCCAGGCCGGUCUCAUCUGGCUAGCUUACGCAGUCGCCGUUUUGCUGUGUCUCGCCGCCGCGAUUGUCACGACGUUCACCUGGCAGACUCCUAUAGACCGCUCGGCGAUGGUGAGCAUUGUUGCCAUCAUCAGUCUAACCUCUCUUCUCGCGACUGUCUUGCUUCUACCUGUCGAUAUCGCUCUCGUCUCCUCUACUGGAUCCUCUGCUCUGGGUGUCAAGAAGGAUUGGGCCACGCCGCAGCGAGUCGCAGAUAUCCUCUUGACUCUCAAGAUUGUUUACUAUUCGCUGUACAGCUUCGACGCCCUAUUGUGCCUCUUAGUCAUUCCCUUCGCAUACUUUUGGUAUGAGGAAUACGAUGAGGUCGCCUUUGAGGAGGAGGGUCGCACAUGGAAGAGCCGCUUUUGGGCGGCUAUCAAGUAUACGCUGAUUUUUGUUGCCCUCACCGUCGUACUCUUCCUCCUGGGAUUCUUCGUUCCUGCGGCUGGUGGUAACAAGGGUCAUUGGGAUCUGGACUACUACAAGUCGCUGCUGUCCCAGAAUCAUGGCGAGAAGGCGCUUACGUUUGCCCUCGGCCUUUUGGUGACGCUUGGGACGUUCCUCUACGUCGUUUACACCAGUGCCGGACUUGCUCUUAUGCCCAUUUCUUUAAUCAAGUCGGCUCCCCCAAUCUCAGCUCCACAGCUCUCGGCAACGACAGCUUCUCAGCUCGAACAAAACCGAGAACGUCAGCGCCAGCUUGAGUUGCGCAACGCCGGCCGUGAAGAGGGAAUGUCACGCAAGGAUAGGCGGGAGUUGGAUGCUCUAAUCAGAGAGGAGCAAACUCUCGUCCGGCGCGAGCGCCUCGCUGCUGAGGCCCAGGGCGAAGGCAAGAGCCGAGUCUAUCAGAUUUGGCUCAAGCUAUGUGCACUCUUCAGACCAGUCAAGAUGCUUGGCGGGAUUCUGUUGCUGAUCUUUGCCAUUGUCAUCUGGGUAUCCAUGUUCAUCACAGGCAUCGAUAAGGCAAAGAACUCUGUCUGCAAGCAGCGAUGUGGAUACAUUCUUGGUCAAGUUCACGUUUUCCAGCCCAUGAACUGGAUUUUCUUGCAGGCUGCCAAGGCUUUCCCCGUGGAUUACAUUUUGAUGGCCUUUCUGGUCCUUAUUCUCUUCAGCAGCUCCAUCUCCGGUAUUGCCGCAGUUGGAAUACGCUUCCUCUGGAUCCGCAUCUUUCAGAUUCGCAGAGGUAGAACGGCCCCGCAAGCCCUUCUCAUCGCAACGGUCAUGUUAUCACUCAUCACUUUGGCCAUCAAUUAUGCGGUCGCCAUGUUUGUGGCACCUCAGUAUUCGUUUUACGGGACGCAAACGUUUUGUACGAAUGAGCCCGCAUAUCCCGGUGCUCAGCCUGACUGCAGACACCACCCCGAGUUGGUUCAACCUUGUUCUGAUACCCUCGAGUACAAACACGCCAAAGACGUCUGUACACCAUCUAUGAUGUCUACUCUCUUAAAUCGCAUUACCAUCACAUGGCCACUGUUUGGCAUCAUUGAUUUCUGGGCUCAAUAUUUUUUCAUGGCCAUUUUCUUCCUUGUCUUUAUUACGGCGCUGGUACGUGCCCCAAGAGUCAAUCUUGCCGAGAUUGAUGAGUUUGCCGAGGCCGACGAAGAGGAAAGCCUGCUCGCCUCAACCAGCCGCCGAUUCGACGCGAGUUGGCAAGAUGUCAGGGGGCAGCCAAGAAGGGCAAGGCAGGGGCCACAGCUGAUUCGAGGUGGACGACCGCAAAUUGGUUAA
This is a messenger RNA of Trichoderma virens Gv29-8, 1782 nucleotides long. RefSeq lists its product as uncharacterized. The record is from RefSeq and is a predicted model, not a curated record. Lineage: Eukaryota; Fungi; Ascomycota; Sordariomycetes; Hypocreales; Hypocreaceae. Gene Ontology annotation, cellular component: vacuolar membrane. Gene Ontology annotation, biological process: protein localization to vacuole. The coding region runs from base 1 to 1782 and encodes 593 amino acids. The transcript has a single exon.